Calypte anna (Anna's hummingbird) is the source of this 2047-nucleotide messenger RNA. RefSeq names its product TATA-box binding protein associated factor, RNA polymerase I subunit D (gene TAF1D). NCBI's taxonomy places the organism in Eukaryota, Metazoa, Chordata, Aves, Apodiformes, Trochilidae. Gene Ontology annotation, cellular component: RNA polymerase transcription factor SL1 complex; nucleus; nucleoplasm. The transcript is spliced from 15 exons. The record is from RefSeq and is a predicted model, not a curated record. Gene Ontology annotation, biological process: regulation of DNA-templated transcription. The coding region runs from base 191 to 1240 and encodes 349 amino acids.
UGCCAUCCGCGGCCCUGGGAGCGAGGGACCUGGGGGAGAGGGGAGAGGUGUGUGGGGUAUCGAGUCGUGACCACUCCCUAAGAGCCUCCUCUGGGGAACCCGUCUGCGGGGAAGGGCCCGGGGCAGGUCAGGGACAGGCCGGGCCAGCCUUUGCUGGGGGGGUGUUCCCACCAUGAGGGUAAGCUGAAACAUGAGUGAUACAGAUGAAUCCGAGGCUUCUGAUUCUGAUUACACUGAGGCCCAAGAGCUGAUCUGGAGCCAGCAGAAAGAACUAGAUAAGGUUCAUAGACAAAUGGAGAGUUCCUGUUCAAGGCAGAAGAGUGCUGCUCCUGAGGAGUCUUCAGAUGAGCAUAACAGUAUACAUCAACCAGCAGCUGCUUCAGCUGAGAUUAUACUGGACACCAGUGAUUCAGAAAUUGAUCUCACUGCUGCUGGUGGCAGUGAAUACCAUCCCAAGUGCUCCAUUGAACCUUCAGAGCAAAAAAGAUUUCAAUCUUCAAGGCAACAAGCUGAAUCUGCUUCAGGAGGGCCUGACAAUGACAGCUCUUCAGAUUCUUCCUUGUCCCCUCAAAGUGCAGUAAAAUCAUCUGAAACUUCUGGGAAGCAGAAGUCAAAACUUAAUUUGAAAGCCAUUUUUGCCUAUCACUUCAGGGGAAAGAAGUUCAAGGCUGCUGCACACCGAAAAUACAAGGAAAGCUCACGCAAGAAGAAGAAGAAGAAAAAGUAUGAGAGCACAGGGAUGCCUAUAGGGAGGCCACCACUGACAGCCUCUCCUCAAGAGCGGAAGAGAAGGCUUCAAGACAGAGGUUUUCAGUUCCCUUUUGUUGAACAGCAUUAUGGGAAGAAACAUAUUCCCUUAAAGAUGGUUCUUGGCUAUGAGCAAGCAGCUGCAAAGGGAUACUUCCAGUACAUUGAAGUUCUGAAAUAUGAAGAACACCUUAAAAAAGCUUUGAAAGCCCUCCAGGCUAGUGAAGAUUUAGAAAGAGAAUGUCUGGCAGUACGGAAACACAAAUAUUUAGAUGAUGAAGGCCCCAUUUCCCCCAUCCAGGAGACAAAUGAUGAUGACAGUGUGAAUUCUGAUAAUGAAGAUGACUUUGAUGCCAGAGUAGUGGAGAACAGCUCUUUCAUUUUAAGCAGCAAAAUUCCCAGUAAGAAAAAAUCAAAGCCAGGAACAAAACAUGCAAAAGUAACUGAAGUGAUUGAAAUAGAGGAUGAGGAGGACUGUGCUGCUGAUAACUGAAAUUCUGCAUAGUUCACUGUAGCAACAGAAAGCUACCAAGUUUGUUGGUUUUGGAAGAUGAAUGCUCAGUUUUCUUGAUGUAAAAGGCUGCAGAUGAACACACCAGCUCUCAGCUCUGCAGCAGUGAGCAGUUAUAGUCUUCUAGACUUCUUAACUUGCUGGCCUCCUGAUGUACAAAUCUGUUAGAUCUGUGCAUGCUAGUGAACAAGGGCCAUUCCUUUGAUGUCUGGAACACUGUGAAAAGCCUCUGCUUCAGGGAAGUCUGCAUGGUCCACUCUGAACUAGCAUCUUGGUAGUACGGGAUUAGAGAAGUGGGAGAAGAAAUGCAGGACGCCAUUUCAGGGAGAUGUAAAGUCCUUCCUAGGUACUGACUUACGAUACAAAUGAAAAAGUGAUUCAAGUGGAAAAGCUUGCAGGUACUUUGAGGUACCUGAAUUAAGCUGUGUUUAAAGGAUUGGCUGUGGAAGAUAACCUGUUUGACAGUGUCUGCCACCAAGUCACUGCCUGUCAGAGGGGUGAACAUCACCACUUGUGUGCUACCACAGUGAGUUUGAAGGUCCUGGUGAUGUUGCUGUGAAGCUGCUGCAGGGAAGCACAGCUCUUAAUCACAGGAAGAACCCUAUCUGGUGUUAACUGCAAUAGAAUUAACCUUCCCUUACUGUGUAUAACAGUACUAUAACACCCUCUGUCAGCUCUUGUUUCCUCACUUGCCUGUCACUGAACUCAAUUGUACUAAAGCUCUGGAGCAGUAUUCAUUCUGUCCAGAAUGUCACCACCUUUAAAUAAAAUGGAUGUCUGAAAGCUGCA